UUGCCAUGAGCGCAGAUAUGCUGAAGUUGGGGUGCAUGGUCUUGGCACUGCUUUUACUUGUAAAAGGUUCUCUUGGCCAACUAAACACAUGUGGUCGUGCACCUUUAAACAACCGUAUUGUGGGUGGGCAAAGUGCCUCAGCAGGGGCGUGGCCAUGGCAGGUUAGUUUACAUAGCCCGGUUACCAGUGGACAUUUCUGUGGAGGAUCCCUCAUUAACAAGGACUGGGUUAUGACCGCAGCGCACUGUUUCGAAAGCAUUGGCACUUCUGGCCUGGUUGUGUAUUUGGGGAAGCGGACUCAGGUGGGCGUUAACCCCAAUCAAAUCACCAGAAAAGUCACCAAGAUUAUCCGCCACCCCAUGUACAACAGCAUCACUAAUGAUAAUGACAUCACCCUGCUGCUUCUGAGCUCCUCUGUGACCUUCACGAACUACAUCAGACCCGUGUGCCUGGCUGGUCAAGGCAGCAGUUUCCCUUCUGGUACUCAGUGCUGGAUCACAGGCUGGGGAUACAUUGCCUCUGGAGUGUGGCUGCCUUCUCCUGGUGUGCUGCAGGAGACACAGGUUCCUGUCAUUAGCAGAACUCAGUGUGAUAAGCUACUGGGACCAGGACUCAUUACCAACAACAUGAUCUGUGCUGGAUUAUUACAAGGAGGCAAAGACACCUGCCAGGGGGACUCUGGAGGUCCGAUGGUGACUAAGCAGGGUGCGGUCUGGAUUCAGGCUGGUAUCACUAGCUGGGGUAUAGGCUGUGCUAAUAGAAAUUCACCUGGUGUGUACACAAUGGUGUCCCAAUACCAGACCUGGAUAACCAGCAUCAUCAAAACAAACCUACCUGGCUUUGUCAGCUUUCCCGCUGUGGGUUAAUCCAAGCAGGUGCUAACUCAAAUAGAAGACAGAAGAUGUGAACAUUUACUGUUACAUACCUCCAAUUUUAACACCCACUUUUAUAAUGAUUUGUUUUUCUGUGAUGUAAAUGUAAAAAGAUGUAAAUAAUGAGUUUUAAACUACAUGUUUGGGUAAUGUGAUAAUCUUGUAUCUAUGAUCUAUACCAGAUAUUGGAAUUAUUGGAAAUAUGUUUAUCCUGCAAUAAUUAAUCAUAAUCACGGCCAUGAAUAAAUAAACAGCACCAUUACCCUAAUGAGUCAUCAUUUCUGUUAUCAUUUUGUAGAAAAAUCAGAUCGUUAUCAAUUCCAUUUUAGCCCAAGUACACAUUCAGACAUUCAGACAUCUUCAGUAAGGGUCUGGGUGAUGGUGGAUUUGGAGUCUAUCCCGAGAACCCUAAGCAUGUGGCAGGAAUAAACCCUGGAUGGGAUACUA
Messenger RNA from Ictalurus furcatus (blue catfish), 1319 nucleotides. Its product is annotated as serine protease 27. Gene Ontology annotation, biological process: proteolysis. Gene Ontology annotation, molecular function: serine-type endopeptidase activity. Lineage: Eukaryota; Metazoa; Chordata; Actinopteri; Siluriformes; Ictaluridae. Bases 6 to 866 code for a protein of 286 amino acids. The record is from RefSeq and is a predicted model, not a curated record. The transcript is spliced from 7 exons.